CAGUAUUCUGAAUACUGACUACACAACGGAUUAAGUCCUUGGAUGUCAGGAUGGAUGGACAAAGAAGAAGAAGAAGAGAAAAUCAGACAAGUGCUGCAGACAGAGGACAGUGGGCCAGCAAAACUGAAUAUAUUCUGGUUGUUGCGGGAAAUGUGGUCGGCCUGGGCAACGUGUGGAGAUUUCCUUACCUUUGCUACAAGAACGGUGGAGGGGCCUUUCUGGUGCCAUAUUGUCUGUUUGCUGUGGUUUGUGGGAUACCUCUGUUCCUGUUGGAGACUUCAGUUGGUCAGUUCACCCAGGAAGGAUUCAUCACUUCUUGGAGGAAGUUGUGUCCACUGGCACAGGGAAUUGGCUAUGGAUAUUUCAUUAUGAAACUUUACGACUUCAUCUACAUUUUAGUCCAAGUCUGGGCUCUCUUCUACCUGGUGUUCUCAUUUAGAUCCCAGCUGCCUUGGGCCAGCUGUAACAACACCUGGAACACGGCUAACUGCCUUGGGUUUGAGACUUUAAAUUCCUCUAAUGUGACUGCAAAUCAGACCAACACCACCUCUGCUGCAACUGAGUUCUGGGAGCGGCGUGUGCUGGGUAUGUCGGGGGGCAUUGAGGAGCUGGGCAGUGUGAGAUGGGAGCUAGCUUUGUGUCUUCUGGCCUGCUGGGUGAUCUGCUACUUCAGCAUCUGGAAAGGUGUCAGAUCGUCUGGAAAGGUGGCGUAUUUCACAGCUACAUUCCCCUAUGUGAUGCUCCUGGUCCUACUCAUCAGGGGCCUGACUCUACCUGGAGCUUUGGACGGGAUUUACUUUUACUUGUAUCCAGACCUGAACCACCUGGCUAACCUUCAGGUCUGGCUAGAGGCAGGAUCCCAAAUAUUCUUCUCCUAUAGCUUGGUUACAGGGACUCUGCAUGUUCUGGGCAGCUAUAAUGACUACAACAACAAUUGUUACAAGGACUGCUUUUGGCUCUGUCUGCUGAACAGUGGGACCAGUUUUGUUGCUGGAUUUGUCGUCUUCUCUGUACUUGGAUUCAUGGCUCAGAAACAGGGUGUCAGUGUUGACAAUGUGGCUGAGUCAGGUCCAGGUUUGGCCUUCAUUGCUUACCCUCAGGCAACAGCUAUGAUGCCUUUUCCACAGUUCUGGACUGUCUGCUUCUUCCUGAUGCUCAUUCUGCUGAGUGUUGACACGCAUUUUGUGACAGUAGAGAGUCUUAUCACCACUGUGAGCGACUUGUUUCCGAAGCUGUUGCGUGCACCAGUGAAGCAUGAGAUCUUUGUCCUUGCCAUCUGUUCGUCCUUCUUCCUCAUACACCUGACCCUGGUCACUGAGGGAGGAAUUUACGUAUUCCAGCUCAUUGAUUAUUACGGUUGUACCAGAGCCAGUCAAGAUUUUACGGCUGUAUGUCAAUGCCUGGCUUUAGGAUGGAUUUUUGGUGCUGACCGCAUAUUUAACCUCAUUAAAGACAUGACAGGACAGAGACCAUCAGUUUUCUUCAAACUAUGCUGGAAUUACAUCGUCCCUCUGCUUUCACUGAGUUCCUUUAUCCUGUAUCUGGUUCAUUACCAACACCUAAGGAUCAACGACUGGUACGUUUACCCUGACUGGGCGUACGCUCUAGGAUGGUCCAUGACCCUCUCCUCUGUUCUCAUGGUGCCACUGUGGGCAGUUGGACAGAUGUGUUUGACAGCAGGAACCUUCAGACAGCGUUUGUCCAUUCUUUGUCGUCCUGCUGACAAUGCAGCCUUGCAACCGGAAAGCGGAAAACUGAAAGAGGAGGAGGCGGCGGUCGAACUCAGGGCGUCCGCAGUGGCCGCUGAACUGCAAAGUUACAUUACCUAGACAUCAGAGCGGUCAUAUGAGCUUCUAGCAAAAUAUCAUAUAACUC
Messenger RNA from Etheostoma spectabile (orangethroat darter), 1875 nucleotides. RefSeq names its product sodium- and chloride-dependent GABA transporter 3. Gene Ontology annotation, molecular function: gamma-aminobutyric acid:sodium:chloride symporter activity. The transcript is spliced from 14 exons. Gene Ontology annotation, cellular component: plasma membrane; cell projection. Gene Ontology annotation, biological process: sodium ion transmembrane transport; amino acid transport; nitrogen compound transport. The coding region runs from base 51 to 1829 and encodes 592 amino acids. The record is from RefSeq and is a predicted model, not a curated record. Lineage: Eukaryota; Metazoa; Chordata; Actinopteri; Perciformes; Percidae.